Sporothrix brasiliensis 5110 is the source of this 2886-nucleotide messenger RNA. RefSeq lists its product as uncharacterized. NCBI's taxonomy places the organism in Eukaryota, Fungi, Ascomycota, Sordariomycetes, Ophiostomatales, Ophiostomataceae. Bases 1 to 2886 code for a protein of 961 amino acids. The record is from RefSeq and is a predicted model, not a curated record. The transcript has 3 exons.
AUGUCGGACGUCGUUGGGUCCGAGCUGGCCCGGCACUACGCCAAUCUGGCCGACGUGGCCGCCAGUCCGGCCAACAAGUACGGCCUCGCCCACGGCUACGCCAUCAUGCCCGACCCCAAUGACCCGUACGGGUGGCAGGUCUUUGAGGAAGAGAGGGCGCGGCAAAAGUGUCUUGCCGGCCUGGCCCAGCACCCGUCGCUGUGCACCUCCACAACGGCCGCGACGACAACUUCGACGUGCGGGGACAGCGACGGUGACGACGAGGAUGACAGCGAGAGCAGCGACGACGACGACGACGAUGACGACGACGACGACGACAAUGACAGUCACGAGUGCAUCUGUAAAUGCGAAACAAAGACGAAGGAAAAGUGCAGCGGCGCAUGGUGCAAGCGCCAGUCGCUGAGCUUUCAGCGGUCGAAGCCGCACUGGUGCGACGGCAAGAAAUGGGGCGGCAAGAUCUGGGGGCUGAGCCGUACGCCGGGAGAUAGACGUGUGUCCAACUGGCUCCUGUACUUUGAUCCCAAGGUCAGCAAGUCCGAGAUCCAGGCCAUCUGCCGGCGACGCUGUCCACCGGAGCCGCGCCGCCGCUCCCACAAGACCCGUCAGCGCCGAGGUCAUCAUCGUCGACGACGUGGCCAAUGUCGUCAUGGUCGCAGUCACUGCCCUGUGAAGACACAGAUUGUCGCCUGCGGUGCCUGUCAGGGCAUCGGCUGCGUGUACUGCCAGAACGGUGGAGUGCUCGUGCCCUUCGACUAUGACUGCACAGGCGAUGUAGGGUACGGAGCAGGGUACGGGACAGGGUACGGGACAGGGUACGGGACAGGGUACGGGACGGGCUACAGUGGCGACUACACUGGCUCCGGGGGCUAUGGCUAUUAUGGGGCUGGUGGUCUUCCUGGUAUGCCGCCGCAUCGUGGCUACGCAGGUCACCCUGCCGGCAAUUUGGAGCACUGGCGUGUGCACUCGGACAAGGACAGUAAGAAAAAGGAAAAGGAAAAAGACAAGGACAAAGACGGAAGCAAAAAGGGAAGCAAAAAGGGAAGCAAAAAGGGAAGCAAAGCUGGGAGCAAAGAUGGCAGCGAUGCAAAGGGAAAUACCAUGGCCGAGCUCGCUGGCCGAAUGCAGACCAUGAAGCGCAACGAAAAAGGAUUUUGGGGCGGAGACUGGGAGAAGGCAGCCGACGGCAUGUUGGGCAUCACCGAGAGGGACCUGCGGGUGUUGGAGAAGGGCUACCAGCCCAAGGACAAGGACGGAAAAGGUGCCGGAGACGACGCAGCCAAGUGGCUGUGGGGACGGUUUGGCAAUGUGGGAGGGCUGGGAGGAGUAGGAGGAGGAGGGGUCGGUGGCGCCAAAGGCGGUGGUGUGUUUUACGGCCGCGGGUACAGAGGCGGUGGCAGCAUGUAUACUGGAGGCGGCGGCGGCGGAGGCGGAGGUGGAGGUGGAGAAGGCGGGACUCUCGGACAAGGCGGUGUCGACGGUAGUGGCAGGCCAAGAGGUGGUGGUGGCGGUGCCGAAGGAGGCAGCCGCAAGGCCAGGAGCGUCAACGGAAGCGGAACUGGCCGUGCUGAUGAAGAAAGUACCUCGGCAACUGGAAAGAGAGACAGCGGAGGCGAAGGGCCUAGCAACGUGUCUGCAAGAGACACUCGCAGUACCAGCCGCCAAGAUAGCCAGGGAAGCAGACAGAGCAAGGGAAAAGAAAAGGAGACGGCUGGCAUUGGCGACGGGGAUCUGGACGCUGCUGUGGCAAGCGCCACAUUCCACCCCUCCCAGGCCAAGGGCGCAACCGCCAACGACGAAGAACGCCAGUCUCGCUUCGAACGUCUGCGCCAGCGCCUCGACGAUGCCGGCCGGCUCCGCACGGGGUCGUGGGAGCGUGUCUCGCCGGCCGUGCAGCGCGAGCGCGAGUGGCAGCGGCAGCAGGCGAUGAAGGAGGAGUGGCAGAAGAUACAGGCCGAAGAGCGUCGUUCCAGCCGCAGUGGUGGUGAGGGAGCCAACGGUAGCAGUACCAGCAGCGGCAACAGCGGCGGCAACAGCGGCGGCAACAGCCCCUUGCUGUGCGUCGAAGAAGACGAGCACGAGCGGACCAUCCUGAACCAGCUGCUUAUGUCGGACGAGGGCAGCUCACGCCGCAACCACAGCCCCCCGUCGCCGGCCGAGUUCGUGACGCGCGUUGACGGUGCACAGUACCCAUUGCAUCCGGAGCACCUGGCAACGCUUGCUCGGCGUCGAGGCGUCUCGGACACUGUGUCGUAUGUCAGCCUCGCCAGCACUGCCUCGGCGCCAGCACCAACGCGCUCACCUCCGGCUCAGAGCAUGUACGGCGCACACUCAACCAGCGGCGACACGGGCUAUGAGACGGGCCACGACACAGGCGAAACCGGCCCGACCGGCGACGCGAAUGCAAGCGUCUUUGCCGGCCGAUUCAGCGAUCCAGGAUAUGGCUCUCUGUAUGACAUUCCAGGAUAUGCCGACUAUGCUGGAUUCCCCAACUCUUCUGGCUAUGCGGGAUGGGAUCCCGAGUGCGCCGACAACGCCGCCUGGGGUGGAGUGUCGUCGUCGUCGUCGACGUUGCAGCCGUCGAGUGAGCGGACGAGCAGCAAGAAGAGCAUGUCCGACGGGAAGAGAGAGGUGAAGAGAGGAGGAAAAGAAAAGGGGAAAACUGAAAAGGGGUCGAAAGGGGGUGAGGCUAAAGACGAUGCUAAAAAGGGAAGGAAGAAGGUCAAGGGAAAGGGGAAGGAGAACAGUAGGAAGGAGCCGACCAGCGCGAAGGACAGGAAAAGGAAGGAGAAAGAAAAGAAAGACAAGAAGAAGAAGAACGGCGGAAAGAGCGAGUCGCCGUCAUCGUGGACGACAUGUUCAUCGUCACGUGGUUCGCAUUCCCAUUAG